Messenger RNA from Centropristis striata (black sea bass), 4510 nucleotides. RefSeq lists its product as uncharacterized. Bases 257 to 3370 code for a protein of 1037 amino acids. NCBI's taxonomy places the organism in Eukaryota, Metazoa, Chordata, Actinopteri, Perciformes, Serranidae. The record is from RefSeq and is a predicted model, not a curated record. The transcript has a single exon.
GUCAUUGGACUUUUCUGACAAUGACGUAGUUCACUACGUCAUUGGAAUGAGAUCAAAGCUAACCAUUAGAAUCCUAUGCUCUGAUGUCAGUUUGACGUCAUCAGUUAACCUGUUCACUAGAUGUUAGUCUCUGGGUUUAUACACUUCACUUGACACACUUAGGUUUGUGCAGCAAUACAGAUAGCCAGGUUUAAUCACAGCUAGAUUGAAGCCAAUUUAUCUUUAAGGUCCAGCCAUUUUCUUUCAAGAUUAGAAAAUGGACAACAACCAAUCUGGAGGAAUUUUCUCUCUGAAGCCCCUGGGCUCUUCAUGGCUCCCAAAGAGUCAACCCUCUGAGGAUUUGCCCGAUGAAGAGGAGAUUGAAGAGGAAAUCGAGGAGGAAAUUGAGGAGUGUCUCAGUUAUUUUACUGACAGAGGGGAGGAAGACUCUAUGAAGAAGGUCCAGGAGUUUUCUGACCAUGUAGAAGAAGACUCUAUGAAGGAGGUCCAUGAGUUUUUUGACUCUGUAGAAGAAGACUCUAUGAAGGAGGUCCAGAAGUUUUCUGACAAUGUAGAAGAAGACUCUAUGAAGGAGGUCCAUGAGUUUUUUGACUCUGUAAAAGAAGACUCUAUGAAGGAGGUCCAUGAGUUUUUUGACUCUGUAAAAGAAGACUCUAUGAAGGAGGUCCAUGAGUUUUUUGACUCUGUAGAAGAAGACUCUAUGAAGGAGGUCCAGAAGUUUUCUGACAAUGUAGAAGAAGACUCUAUGAAGGAGGUCCAUGAGUUUUUUGACUCUGUAAAAGAAGACUCUAUGAAGGAGGUCCAUGAGUUUUUUGACUCUGUAAAAGAAGACUCUAUGAAGGAGGUCCAGGAGUUUUCUGACAAUGUAGAAGAAGACUCUAUGAAGGAGGUCCAUGAGUUUUUUGACUCUGUAAAAGAAGACUCUAUGAAGGAGGUCCAGGAGUUAUCUGACAAUGUAGAAGAAAACUAUACGGAGGACUCGGACUUUUCUGACCACGUAGAAGAAGACAAGGAGGACUCGGACUUUUCUUACCACGUAGAAGAAGACCAUAAGGAGGACUCGGACUUUUCUUACCACGUAGAAGAAGACCAUAAGGAGGACUCGGACUUUUCUUACCACGUAGAAGAAGACCAUAAGGAGGACUCGGACUUUUCUUACCACGUAGAAGAAGACCAUAAGGAGGACUCGGACUUUUCUUACCACGUAGAAGAAGACCAUAAGGAGGACUCGGAGUUUUCUGACAAUGUGGAGGAAGACAUUAUAGAAAAGGUCCAGGAGUUUUCUGAAAAUAGGGAAGAAGAAGAUAUGGAGGAGGUCCGGGAGUACACAGAGUGUUCUGAGGAAGACAUUUUGGAGGAGACUCAGGAGCAGCACUAUGAGUCCAACAGGAGUGAAAUCUCUGAGAUAUCUGGUCUUGAGGAAGUCCUCGAGGACAGAGGAAUCAAAACUGCUCUUGAAGAGGCCUUGAAGGAGGAGAAAGAAGCGAAAGCUCAACUGAAGCAGGAGAAGAAGGAAAAAGAUGCUCUUGUGGAGGUCCUGAGGAAGGAGCGAGAUGAAAACAACAGCCUGUGGACACAAGUGACUGAGCUCAAAAGGUCAAGGGACCAGCAGGACCGGCGUAAAGAAAAGCUGAAAGCCAGAAUCUCUAAAAUGACGACUGAGCUUGAAGAGGAAAAGAAAAAGCACCAGCAAAGCAUAGAAGAGCUGAAAGCCACAGUCUCUAAUAGGACUACUGAGCUUAAAGAGGAAAGGAAAAAACAUCAACAGAGCAAAGAAGAGCUGAAAGCCACAGUCUCUAAAAUGACUACUGAGCUUGAAGAGGAAAAGAAAAAGCACCAGCAAAGCAUAGAAGAGCUGAAAGCCACAGUCUCUAAAGUGACUAUUGAGCUCGAAGAGGAAAAGAAAAUUCAUCAGCGGAGCAAAGACGUAAUGAAAGGCACAAUCAUCGAAAUGUCCACUGAGCUUAAAGAGGACAAAAAGCUCAUCAAAAAGCUUAAGAAUGACCUGGCGGUGUCCUCUUAUCAGCAGGAAAAUAAAAAGGAGUGUGAAAAGGUCAAUCGUGCUGAAAUCGAGGCACAUAAGGGCCGCAUUGUUGAGCUGCAGCAGGAAAGUCAAGGAAAAGACAAGGAAAUUCAAUCCCUGCAAUUGAAAGUAGAGAAUCUUCAAAGUGACAUUGAAGAGAAAGUCAAGCAGUGGGCCUCAGACCUGAAAGAGGAACAGACAAAAAACUGUUCACUCCAGAGGGACUAUGAGGCUGCUGUCUCCCUCCAGCAAAAGGAGGCAGGAGAACCACAACAUCUGACUCAGGAGUACCAACAACUCGCUUCUGAGAACAACAGGCUGAAAGGUGAACUUGCUACUGCUCUAAGUAAGCAGCGGUUUGAUCACAAUCAGCAAGACCAAGAAUCUUGCAGCAGACUCAAGGAGGCUGUGAAGAAGGAGAAGGCCCGGUACUCGAGAGCAUAUAGACAGAUCCAGACCCUUGAGAAAGAGCUCGCUGACAAGUCUCUGGCUUUAGAAAGGAGCCUGACUGCAAAAAAAUACUUAAAGUCAUCUCUCAAACAUGAGAAGAAGCACUCUGGGCUGAUGGAUUUAGUAAAACAGGUCACAGUUGAACCUUUAGCGCUCCUCAACAACCAGAUGAGGGAAGUAUCUGCCUCCAAAGAGCAUCUGCUGUAUGACAUGCAGACAUUAAGAAUGGAGAAUGCUGGCAUCAGAGCCAAGUUCAGUGUUAUGGAGGAGGAAUACGAAAGUUUUCGAUCCAAACACAGGUCUCUCUCUGAGCGCCAUGCAGAGAUGAUGUCAGAGAAAAAUGAUAUCAUCUCAGAGAAUCAGGUCACCAUCGCUAAGCUCAAGUGCGAGGUAGACAUUUUGAAAGGUCAGCUUUCAGAGAGCAAGACCAGACAGGGGAAGGCUGAGGACACUUUAGAACAGGACAGGGCGAGAAACUCCGAGCUGCAGCAGAGAGUGGAUAAGCUUGCCUCUGCUCUGGAAAGCAAAAGGGACAGGUGUGCGAACCUGCGAGGGGAGCUUAAGGACGCUUUGAGAAAGCAGGGUGAAGCGCUGGAGGAGAAACAGAAGUUGGACAGGGCUCUGCAGAAAGCUCAGGACAGCUACUCCAGGCUUGAGGAACGACAGCUGGCAGAGUCAAGCUUUCAGCUCAGACAGACCAGUGAGAGCAGAGUGGCUCUGCUUCACCUGCAGCGGGAGUACACAGAUCUGGAGAGGAGGCACAGCGACGUUAACGCUGAAUAUCGUGAGCUGCUUAAAACUCACAACACCCUCCAAAUCCAAUUUGUGAGACUCAGCUACACACAAGGAAACCCCCUGCCAGAAAUCAUCCCAGCUCGUUCCACAGUAAAACUGUGAUUUUUCUGUACACACAACACCCAUUUAUUGCCUGUCCAUCCUGGAAGAGGGAUCCCUCCUCUGUUGCUCUUCCUAAGGUUUCUUCCGUUUUUGUAAUUGUUCGGGAGUUUUUCAUCCGAGUAGAGGGUCUAAGGACAGAGGGUGUUGUGUGCUGUACAGAUUGUAAAUAUGUGAUUUAAGAUACAUCACAUACGUCAUCUUGGGUUCUCUCCGGGUACUCCGGCUUCCUCCCACAGUCCAAUAACAUGCAACCUAUGUUUAAUCGAGGACUCUUAAAAAAGUAUUUAAAAAAUUUAGAUAAAAUAUAUGAAAUUAGGGCUGUCAAAGUUAACGCAAUAAUUAUGUUUUUUUUACGUGCACACGUUCUGUGAAUAUCUGUUGGAUUGCAUCAUCUAAAAAUUAGCUAUUUUAGGUGUUUAUUUUGUUCUCCCCGUGUCAUCUUGGGUUCUCUCCGGGUACUCCGGCUUCUUCCCGCGGUCCAAAAACAUGCAACCUAUGUUUAAUCGAGGACUCUUAAAAAAGUAUUUAAAAAAUUGAGAUAAAAUAUGAAAUUAGGGCUGUCAAAGUUAAUGCGCGCACAUUCUGUGAGUAUCUCAUGGAUUUAAUCAUCUUUUAAAUUAGCUGUUUUAGGUGUUUAUUUUGUUCUCCCCGUGUCAUCUUGGGUUCUCUCCGGGUACUCCGGCUUCCUCCCACAGUCCAAAACAUGCAGCCUACGUUUAAUUGGUGACUCAAAAAUAAGAUUUUUUAAAAAGUAUUUGAAAAUUUAAUUUAAAUGGGACUUUUGCAGGAACGCAUUAUGAAAGUGUCUACUGAUCCUGCUUCCAACAGUCUCACCAAUUUUACGCCUCUGUCACUACCUCUGAAGGCAUAAAAUUGGCAAAGCUAAAUAAAUAGAUUUCAUAUCAACCAAAAAGGCUUAUGUAAGAAAAAAGUUGACAAAGACGAAAACGAAGGACAUUUAAACUUUAAUUGUUAGUUUUGUAACAUAUGUGUCCACUUCCAUGUGGAUAAGAGUAAUAAAAACUAAAAAAAUAUCCCAUUAAGGAACAUUUAGAACAGAUAAAAAAUGUGCAAUUAAUUUGCGAUUUGUGAAUUGCGAUUAAAUAUUUUAAUCGAUUGACAGCCCCAAAUGAAAUGUAA